This is a messenger RNA of Capsella rubella, 2051 nucleotides long. Its product is annotated as WPP domain-interacting protein 2. Lineage: Eukaryota; Viridiplantae; Streptophyta; Magnoliopsida; Brassicales; Brassicaceae. The coding region runs from base 249 to 1856 and encodes 535 amino acids. The record is from RefSeq and is a predicted model, not a curated record. The transcript is spliced from 3 exons.
GGGAAAAAAAAAAUUAACGAUUUUUCACAGCGAAACUUUCCACAAUCAACGGAUACAGAGAGAUCUGCGAAUCGUAUAAUCGAACUUAGGGUUUGUCAAAUCAUCUUCUAAUUUGGUUUCGGUGUCUCUGUGAACAGUAAACGAACCACCUUUGAGGGGAUUUUGUUUUGCGUUUGGUUUAGAUUGAUCCCAUCUGAGAAUUUGGAGGAUGAGAAGUUAGUAGGGUUUGAGAAUUUUUUUGUAACGUUAUGGAUUUGGAGUGUGAAAGCUCUGUUCUUGAGUCUGUUGAAGAUAAUAAUGGCUUGAUUAGUGAUGUUGAGACUAUUGGGGAUAAACUUGUCUCUUCUUCACGGGUUGAGGCUUCUCCUCUUGUUUCAAAGGGAUUUGGUUUAAAAAAAUGGAAGAGGAGGGCAAGGAGAGAUCUUGUUAAGGAUACUUCUGUUAGUUUGGAGAACAGUAAAGCUCUGAAGAGGGUGUUGUCAGGAGCAGUCGAUCCCAAUGCUAAACAUAUGCAUUUUCCCGGACCUGAUGAUGGACAAGAUAGUCUUGGUUCGGUUGGUUCGGUGAAUAGUGUGGUUGGUCUUGAUAUGGAUGAGUCUAGUCAUGGCAAUGGUCUUGCUUUUGCAGCUGGUUUUGAUUCUGAUAACAGUGAGGAUCGGAGUAGCAAGUCCUCUACUGCAGCCAGCGGUCCCAAGGUUAGGUAUGAGAGGAAAAUGGGUCAGUCUUGGGACAAACAGAGAGCAAAGUAUAAGGGUGGGAAGAAUGUGGUUAGCUCGGGUGAUAGUGGUCAACGGAGGAAGAGUAGUGUAGAGAAGAGUAAUAAACUUACAGGAGAAAGGAUCAAAAUUGAGAAGGAAAACCCUCAUUCCAGUAUGGAAUCUGCUGACUCAAGAAGCUCCAACUUUGUGUUUAUGCAGGGUGAUUCUUUUGGUUUGAGUAGCAGAGAACAGCGCGGAAGAAUUAUAAUGGAUUACAACGAAGAUAGUAGUGAUCAUGACGCACAUACUUCGAAUGGAAAAGAUAAUGUGGGAGAAGAAGAAGAAGAAGAAGAAGAAGAAGAAACUGGAGAUUAUUCACAAGGAGACUCGGUUGAUGAGUCCCAUAUCAAGAACAAUGGUUCAGCAGACAACUUGGAUCCAUUAAAAGAGGCAUUCAACAGUUUUCACGCUUUGCAAGAAGCUCUCCAAAAAGAACUUCUUAAAUUCAAAGAGCUUGGGAAAGAAUCUGUAUCAUCCCUACAUGAUGGAGGAGAAAGCAGUAGUUGCAUACACGCAGAACACAAACGAGCUGGUGAAGCAAGUUCUUCUUGGCGGUUUGGGUCUGAAAAUAUGGGGGAAUUGGGAUUAACUUAUCUAGAUUCUGAGAUAAGGAGCCUGGUGAACAAAGUAGAGCAUCUGGAGAUCAAACUAGAAGAAGCAAAAUGUAUUCUCGAGGUUAAAGAAACACAGAUCCGUGAACUCAACAACAUGAACGUUUCAGAGCCGCGUAAUGGAAGAACAGAGAUCGUGAUCGAAGAAAUUUUCCAGCAAAAGAUGGAAGCAGAGAUUGAAUAUAUCAUAUUCUCAAGAUCAGCGGCAGACCUAAACAGACGGAUCAAACUGAUUGAAGAAGAGAAGACAUUGGGUCAUAAGAUGCUGUCAAAGCUUAAAAAAGUAGAAAAAAAAGCUGAGAAUCUAAAGAAUCAAGCUCAAGAUUUACAAAACCAUUGCGUAGGGAUCACAGAGAUACAAGAAGUGAAGUGUUGGAAGAAGAGAGCAUUGAAGACCACUUCAUGUCUUUUUCUACAGUUAGGCUUGCUGUUUAUGCUGUUUACUUUCCAGUUAACGCCAGGGUCGGAGGCUCCUGUGCCGACAUGAGAGUUUUGUUUGAUUACUUUUAUAUAAUUAUUGUCACAUAAUGUAACAUUUUGGGCUCUAAUAGACCAACUCUUCUUUGCUUCUUCUAUGUUUUUUUUUGUGUGCUGCAAUGUCAUGACUCAUGACUCAUGACGUUAGUAUGUGUAAUGUUAUAUAUUGUUGCCUUUUUGUCAACUUUGCCAUCAUUUUCCAUAA